AGCCUGAGCCCUCGAGAAGCUGGCGAUGACAAGUCUGAAUGGUCGCCAUGCCGAGAAAACCAUUGACAUGCCAAAACCAUCAGCCCCCAGAGUGCACGUGCAGAGGUCCGUGUCCCGAGACACUAUCGCCAUUCACUUCUCGGCAUCCGGGGAGGAGGAGGAGGAGGAAGAGGAGGAGUUCAGGGAGUACCUUGAGGAGGGGCUGGACGACCAAAGCAUUGUAACAGCGCUCGAAGCCAAGGAAGACCUCUAUCUCGAACCCCAGGGUGGCCAUGACUCCUCUGGCCCUGCCGCCCAGCCCAUCCUGGCAGAUGGACUGUCCGUGUCCCCUGCCAUUUUGCCCGUCUCCGAGAACACGGUAAAGCUGUUGGAGUCCCCUCCUCCGGCAGUGCGAGUACUAAGUACGGUGCCAUUGGCUCUGUCCCCAGGGUCGUCUUCGUUAGGCCCCUUAGCUAGCUCUCCCAGUGUGUCAUCCCUUUCUGAGCAGAAAACCGGUUCUUCCUCCCCGCUGUCCUCUCCUUCCAAGUCUCCUGUCCUCUCCUCCAGUGCCUCAUCCUCUACCCUGUCCAGCACCAAGCCCUUCAUGAGCCUUGUGAAGUCCCUAUCGACCGAGGUUGAGCCAAAAGAACCCCCCCACGCCUCGAGGCACAGGCACUUGAUGAAGACAUUAGUCAAGUCUCUGUCCACAGACACCUCGCGGCAGGAGGCAGACACCGCGUCCUGUAAACCACCCGACUCCAAGCUCAACUUACACCUGUUCAAGCAGUUCACACAGCCACGCAACACAGGUGGGGACUCCAAAACUGCACCUUCCUCCCCACUGACUUCUCCCUCCGACACGCGCUCCUUUUUCAAAGUGCCCGAGAUGGAGGCUAAAAUCGAAGACACUAAGCGACGCCUUUCAGAAGUCAUAUAUGAGCCUUUUCAGCUCCUUAGUAAAAUUAUAGGGGAAGAAAGUGGCAGCCACAGGCCCAAAGCCUUAUCUUCAAGUGCUUCAGAGCUCUCCAAUCUGUCCAGCCUGAACGGUCACUUGGAAAGCAAUAACAACUACAGCAUCAAGGAGGAGGAGUGUGAUUCCGAGGGAGACGGCUGUGGGAGUGACCCCAGGGCCUCAGAUGAGCCCUCAAGAGAGGUGGAGCCGAGAAGCUCCCAGGUGAGCGGUCUGAAGGACUUAGGCCUGAAGACGAGCUCUCUGGUUCUUGAGAAGUGUUCCUUGUCUGCCUUAGUGAGCAAAGAAGAUGAAGAGUUCUGCGAACUGUACAGUGAGGACUUUGAUUUGGAAACAGAGGUAGAGAGUACAGUUGAUAAGCUCCCAGAUAUCCCUCUCAAGCCCGAGGUGCUGGCGGAUGAUGGUCCAACUCUUGACAGUGAGGACGAGGCCCACGCGGCCGUGCAGCACCCCGAAUUACCAGUGAAGACCCUGGGCUUCUUUAUAAUGUGUGUCUAUGGGUACCUCAUCCUCCCCCUCCCCCAUUAUGUGAGUGGACUCUUUCUGGGAGUUGGUCUUGGAUUCAUGACUGCGGUUUGCAUGAUUUGGUUUUUUACACCACCAAGUGCUCAUAAAUAUCACAGAUUACAUAAAAACCUACAACACUGGAACACAAGAUCUCUGGAUAUCAAAGAACCGGAAAUACUGAAGGGAUGGAUGAAUGAGAUUUACAACUAUGAUCCAGAAACUUACCAUGCAACUUUGACACAUUCAGUCUUUGUCCGACUUGAGGGUGGGACCUUAAGACUUUCAAAGCCCAAUAAAAAUAUAUCCAGGAGGGCAAGCUACAAUGAAACAAAGCCAGAGGUUACCUACAUCAGCCAGAAAAUCUAUGACCUUUCAGACAGCAAGAUUUAUCUUGUACCCAAAAGUUUGGCUCGAAAACGAAUCUGGAAUAAAAAGUACCCCAUUUGUAUCGAGCUUGGUCGACAGGAUGACUUUAUGUCUAAGGCCCAGACUGAUAAAGAGACUUCUGAAGAAAAGCCUUCAGCUGAGAGAGAGCUGGGAAGUGAGGACCCUAAGAAGCCAUCCCAUCCUCAGGAGGGAACACGAUCUAGCCAGCGAGAUCAGAUACUCUAUCUCUUUGGGAGAACUGGCCGAGACAAAGAGGAGUGGUUUAGGCGAUUUAUUCUGGCAUCUAAACUGAAGUCGGAAAUCAAGAAGCCACCUGGUGUCUCUGGAAGUAAACCAGGGGUUUUGCCCUCAUACAGCAGACACAACAGCCCCUCGGGGCACCUGACCCACAGCCGCAGCAGCAGCAAAGGCAGCGUGGAGGAGGUGAUGUCGCAGCCGAAGCAGAAGGAGCUGGUGGGCAGCGUGCGGCAGAAGAUGCUUCUGGACUACAGCGUGUACAUGGCCAGGUGUGUCCCCCAAGAAAACCGAAGCCCCCAGAGGAGCCCGGUGCAGAGUGCGGAGAGCAGCCCCACGGCUGGGAAGAAGUUGCCAGAGGCUCCGCCCUCCGAGGAGGAAGAACAGGAAGCCUGGGUGAAUGCCUUGCUUGGUAGAAUGUUUUGGGACUUCUUAGGAGAGAAAUAUUGGUCUGAUCUGGUGUCUAAGAAAAUCCAAAUGAAACUCAGCAAAAUAAAGCUCCCCUACUUUAUGAAUGAACUAACUUUGACGGAACUUGACAUGGGGGUGGCUGUGCCAAAAAUCCUUCAGGCCUUCAAGCCUUACGUUGAUCACCAAGGACUCUGGAUCGAUUUGGAAAUGUCCUACAAUGGGUCCUUUCUGAUGACUCUCGAGACCAAAAUGAAUUUGACCAAACUAGGUAAAGAGCCUCUUGUUGAAGCCCUGAAGGUUGGAGAAAUUGGCAAAGAAGGCAUUUCAUACCCUGUAGGUGCUGAGUCUUGUUUGGUCCCAUGUGAUGCCACUAGGAAGCUUGUCCUUUCAUCAUGUUCCUGGACAUAAAGGCUCAGUGUGUAGACCUAAGAGGAUUGAGGUCAGAGUAUUUAAGAGGCUUUCUCGGGAGGGAAAGUCUUGCCAACUUCCCUGAUCUGAGUUGCUGGGGUUUUGGUCUAGUUCUCUAAUCAGACUCCGUUUCCUGUGUCUGGACGCCCCCACCCCACUGCCAGGUCUGUAAGACAAAGCACGCGUCCGCUGCCCGGCCUGUAAGACAAAGCACGGUGGGCAGAAGCAGCCUUGAAAAUGAGGUCUAAAUACCCAGGAGAAGGACAGAGCAAACUUCAGGCAGAAGGACUCCAUUCUGGAAACAGCCCUGUGCCAGCACCGAGCUGCUGGGACUCCAUUGGAAAGGGGCGUCUUGGGUGGCAGGUGGGGCCCCGACCCAGCCAGGUCCCUGAGAGCCUGGUCCUGUAGGCGUUCCACGUCACCCUUACUCGCGUGGCUCUCGGCACCAUUUCAAGUUCGUGAACCCCGGCCCGUCAGGGGAUGGACAUGUUUCUGAGAAAGCAGUGCUUCUCCAGACUGCAUGAAAAAAAAUCCUCUGCUUUGGGAAUAUGAUGGUAUUAUUUUGUCAUAUACUUCUGAAGUACCGUUUUUUCCCUAGUAGAGUCUGGUAUAAAAUGUUUUACUUCUUCCUGUGAGGGUGUUACCUUAUAUGUUGAUGGGUAAUUGGCUGUCAUUUAAUUUUAAAAGCAAGGGAAAGAAGCCGUUCCAAAAGUACUUCGUUUGGGAGAAAAAGGCCUGGAAAAAUGGACCGUUAACUUUUUUUUUUUUUUAACAUGAAGGACCCCUUUGGGAAUUGGAGAGCUCUGGGUCCUUCUCCCUGGAUAUGCCUGCACGUGUACCGCUUUGGCUCAGUUUCUGGGAGUACUGAGAGCCUCUGAAAGCCCAUCCAUAGCUAAGAACCUAAUCCCAGAAGUGAUUCUAGAACACACUUAUUUGCUCCCUCAGUGAUGAGCAUAUAGGAAUACCCUGAGUCUAAAUGCCAGGGAGAGAGCAACCCUCAACGUUUUCCUUAACGGUGAAUCUCUCCCAAGAGGAGGCUGUGGCAGGGCCUCUGCUUUGUCCACGGCUUUUUUUCAGUCCCCCUUAAAGUGUGCAAAUGAUUGGGCCCUGGGGGAGCCUCUAGAAGAUGCUGCUCACCCUGUGGGAAGCCCCACUUGUAGAGAGUUUGUUCGUGUCCUCACGAUAUUACCCUGAGGGUGAUAGACACGGCAAUCUGUGUUGCUUUAGUCUAGUGAAGUCCCUUCUCUUUGAAAUGUGUGUAUACUUUUUAUCUGUAGACAUUUUUCCUUUAAUCUUUAUUUCCCAAAUAGCUGCCCUGUUACAUGUUGUAGUUAACAUCACUUUGGGGCGAUAAGGUGCUCAGAGUGGAAUUCGGGUAGCGAGCUGAGCAGUCGUAACUUUAGGAAUUGACCUGGAGAGGACCAGAGUGAGGCAGUAAGGGGAAUGUUCUACACGCCGUCUGCUCUCUAAAGGAACCGUGGCUUUGGAGGAGGGCAUUUCCUGUAAGACACUUGGCCUGUUCAUGCUCCACCACUGCAGCCUGGGUCCAGUGUGCCAGUCCCCCCAGGGGGGCCCCUGCGACCUCCGUACUGGGUCACGGGUCCACAGUAUACCCCAAACCACCACCACCCUGAAGCUCCUGAGUCUGGGGAGCCAAGUGGCUGCAGCCCACACUGUGGCCCGGGCAGCCUCUGUGGGUGUACGCACAUGUGUGUCUGUGGUGCCGAUUUCACUCAGAGAAAAUGCAUACGUUCUCGUGUGUGGCCACCUCCCUGGGCUGUUUCAUCUAAUUAUACAUCCUUCACGUAAAGCAUUUUUUGGAGCUGCCUUUUAGAACUGCCUCCAGAGUCUGUGACAUUAUUUUAACUAUUCUGAGCAUCAGCAAGUCAUCCUGCUUUGUAAGAUGGAUUGGAUCUUGGAGAAGGUGUUGGAAGUUGUUCAGAGGCAAUGGAGAUUAUGAGGCCAAGAAAUAAAAUGGUUGGUCCAAGAUAGAGCAUCAGUGAUAAAAUAAUUCACUUUUUCUUAUGUGUCUGACUCCAAGCACAUGUCCAAAAAGAUUUUUAGCAGGGACAGCAAAACUAGAAUUAGCCCUUUAAGGUGGCUCUUUGAAAGGAUAUCAUACUCAUCUGGAUUUUAAGAUGCGUUUUUAAAAAGUAGGCUUAUUACGUUCUAGCACACCUCAUAUAAGUAAGAAUGUGCAGUGUAUCUUUCAAGUUCAUGCUGACAUCAUGAGAUCAUUAAAUGCACGUUCAGUUAUAAAGCUGAGUAUCAGCCAAACAUUGAGUGACACACUUAAUUAGCUAAGUAUUGGGUGCCAUGUAGAGGUACCAUUUGCUCAAAAUCAGAAUUUCAUGUCACCUGUCUAACUGAUAUGGCAUUGUCUAAAUUAUUAACUUCAAGCCACAAAAUUUAUUCUGUUAUCUGUCCUUCGGAGGAUUAAUUCGGGAACCUGAGAGCUCUCUGCAGUGCUCAGCCUUUGGCAUCUUUUGCUUCAGGUCUGGAGGCUACCAGAUGACAAAUACCAGUGGGGACAGGACGGGAUGGUGGCUCAGCAGGUUUUACUGCAGCCCCAUCUCGAGGCAGCUUGCUGUGCUGCGUGGAUGGGGAGCAGGCUCCCUGUGCGGUGAGGACACAGACUCCUCGUCUGAGAGCGCCUGGUCUGAGAGCCAGGGAGCCCAGGCACCGUACUGAUGGACAGGGACAAUAGAUGUCUCAGAUGGCUGUGUUAGCUUUGGGGAUUUGCCUCCCUGACUCCUCAUCUCAAGCCCCAAUUUGGGCUUUCCUGGGAAUAAUAUUUUGCUGGCACAUUUUACAUAAAAGAAGAUCUCUGUGAGGGCUGCCUAACCAUGGAAAAGUUCUGAAAUGGCUUUGUGACCAAGGAGCAUCCAUAAGCAUUCCUGGACUAGCCAGGACUCUAAUGGAAGGAGGAAGAGUCAGUUAGGUACUGUCCCCAUGGCCAGGGACAAGAGGCUUUUGUAUCUGCAGGGGGAGUUUCCCUUUAACUGUAUGCUCAAGCCUGUUGGCUGAAACGGCUGGCUCUCAUGUUUCAGAGCUGGGGUGGAGGAGGAUCCCCGUGUCCUGCCAGGGAGGACACUUGCAAGGUCUGCUUACAGUCGGGCUCCUGUUUCAGGGGUGGAGAUUUCAGCCCCACCCUUCUAGGGCUGGGGCCUCUGCUGGGCCUUCAAGUCUGCACUCGUGUGUGUACUCUGCCCUUGGGUGCCCUUAGCCCCCAUGGGCUAAGAGAUGGCUGCCCCUGUGAGCAUCAGAGGAAGACCCCAAAAGGGAUUGCACCUGUAGGGACAGGACCUAAGUCCCACUGCCUUUCCCUGUCCUGGUAGUUUUGUCCUUAUCAGAAACACAAGGCCUCACCUCUGCUUUGUGACCAUUUGGUCGCUUAGUAGUGUUCAGAGACUACUCUGUCCCUUGGUCGCUUCAUCCCAAUGAAGUCUCUGAGCCUCAGAAAUGGACCCUGCCUCUCUGCUUCUCUGAAGCAAAGCCACCAUCCAGGGAGGGAACUGCCUUUUGUGGGGCCAAAGCUCAGCCAAGAGCCCCGCCCCACCCCACCCCGGGCUGGAGAGGGGCACUUGUCACUGCUGGUGAUCUAGUAACCCCCCUGACUCUGGAAACUGAGUAUCCAACCGGGAAGGAUUAAUGAGGGACUUUGCUCAUUGAUGAGGCUUUGUAAUUUAUUAUUUUUUAAAGAUUUUAU
Leptonychotes weddellii (Weddell seal) is the source of this 6605-nucleotide messenger RNA. RefSeq names its product testis-expressed protein 2. The record is from RefSeq and is a predicted model, not a curated record. Gene Ontology annotation, cellular component: endoplasmic reticulum. Gene Ontology annotation, molecular function: lipid binding. Lineage: Eukaryota; Metazoa; Chordata; Mammalia; Carnivora; Phocidae.